Chaetomium fimeti is the source of this 3652-nucleotide messenger RNA. RefSeq names its product glycosyltransferase family 2 protein. The coding region runs from base 369 to 3374 and encodes 1001 amino acids. Gene Ontology annotation, molecular function: chitin synthase activity. The transcript is spliced from 4 exons. The record is from RefSeq and is a predicted model, not a curated record. Gene Ontology annotation, cellular component: cell septum; cell periphery. NCBI's taxonomy places the organism in Eukaryota, Fungi, Ascomycota, Sordariomycetes, Sordariales, Chaetomiaceae.
GCCAGAAGGAGCCCCUCCAGCUCCUGCAAAGUCCAGGGCAUCGCAUUUCCACUUCGUUGAUCUGGGGCUCCACGAUCACUAGCCGAGUUUAGGACUUCUUCAUCACCAUUUUUCCGAUUUUUCUCUUCAAUUGCCAGCAACCACCGCGCAGCUAGGAGUGAUCAACUAGUUAGGUAUCAAUCAACACCUCGAGAAUUGCGCCCAAAUUCGGAACUUCGCAUUCCACAGGCUCUCCCUUACAGACGGCGCGCGACAAUCGCAAUUAGUUUCUCGCACAUUCCAACCGAGCUGCGCGACACAACCACUGAGCGCGUGUCUCAAAGGCACCUUUUUGUCAUCGCGGCAUCGCCGCCACAGCAGCAGCCACUAUGGACGACCGACGUUUGCCCGCCCGGCAGCCGCCCCCCGAGUACAGCCUCCCACCGUAUGACGAUAUGGACGACUCGACGCCCACUGGCACGCCGGGACAUGGCGCUGGCGUGCGCCUGCUAACUUCCAUGGAGGAACCCGCCAGCUAUGACCCACGGCCGAGGCGAACUAGACCCGCCUACGAGCCCUCGCUCGACUCUCGCCAAUCGAUCCUGGAUCCGCCUCACAUGCCUCCUCCAGAACCCUCCUUUAGCUCCUACAACUCUGCCAUGGAUAACGGGUCGCCAACUCGACCUUGGAGCCCCAUUCGCGACUCUUCCGAGUAUGGCCGACCACCGCCCGCUAGCAACCGAUACGAACCUGCAGACAUCAACGGCAGCCCCCGGCCCGGCACACCCGCUUCGACAUAUGGUGGCAGCCCUAGGCGGCCUCUGCCUCCUGCGCCUUUGUUUUCGGCUGGCCAACACGGCUCUACCCAGUCGUUUGCUGACGAUAUCACCGUGAGCAUCCCGCUUACCGAGGACCCGGACGAUGUCUUUGCCCCUGAGUCGGAUCUUGGCGGAGGCAGACACCAGUACCAUGGAUCUUACGCCGAGUCGCAAGUAACGCUCAGCGAUGAAGCUACCGAUGUGUCGUAUGAUGAGAAGACGGAUCGGUAUGGACCAGCGCCAGAGGGGAAGCAGGAGCGCCGCGGUGUUCGCGCGCCGCAGAUGAUGCGAAGGGAGGUCCAGUUGAUCAACGGCGAGCUGGUCCUGGAGUGCAAGAUCCCGACCAUCCUCUACAGUUUCCUUCCACGCCGAGACGAGAUCGAGUUUACCCACAUGCGUUACACAGCCGUGACGUGCGACCCGGAUGACUUUGUCGAUAGAGGCUACAAGCUGCGCCAGAGCAUAGGGAGGACGGCGCGCGAGACGGAGCUGUUCAUCUGCAUCACCAUGUACAACGAGGACGAGUACGGCUUCACCCGCACCAUGCACGCCGUCAUGAAGAACAUCAGCCACUUUUGCAGCCGGAAUCGCAGUCGAACCUGGGGAGAGUUUGGUUGGCAGAAAAUCGUCGUCUGCAUCGUGUCCGAUGGUCGCGAAAAGAUCCACCCGCGCACCCUGGACGCACUCGCCGCCAUGGGUGUAUACCAACACGGAAUCGCCAAGAACUACGUCAACCAGAAGGCUGUGCAGGCCCACGUUUACGAGUACACCACGCAGGUAUCACUCGACUCGGAUCUCAAGUUCAAGGGCGCCGAGAAGGGGAUCGUACCUUGUCAGAUGAUCUUUUGUCUCAAGGAGAAGAACCAGAAGAAGCUCAACUCUCACCGUUGGUUCUUUAACGCCUUCGGGAAGGCGCUGAACCCGAACGUGUGUAUCCUUCUAGACGUUGGCACUCGGCCUGCCGGCAAGUCCCUCUACCACCUGUGGAAGGCCUUCGACACGGACUCCAACGUGGCUGGCGCUUGCGGAGAGAUCAAAGCGAUGAAAGGCCCCUGGGGGAGGAACCUCCUCAACCCGCUGGUGGCUUCUCAAAACUUCGAGUACAAGUUGUCAAAUAUUCUGGACAAGCCGCUGGAAAGCGUGUUCGGGUACAUUACGGUACUACCCGGCGCUCUCAGCGCCUACCGAUACCAUGCGCUGCAAAACGACGAAACCGGUCACGGACCCCUCAGCCAGUACUUCAAGGGAGAGACCUUGCACGGUCAACAUGCUGAUGUGUUCACGGCGAAUAUGUACCUCGCCGAGGACCGUAUUCUCUGCUGGGAGCUGGUGGCCAAGCGGGGCGAGAGAUGGGUGUUGAAGUAUGUCAAGGGGUGCACUGGCGAGACGGACGUGCCUGAUACCGUCCCCGAGUUUGUCUCGCAGCGACGCCGUUGGCUCAACGGUGCCUUCUUUGCCGCCGUCUACUCGCUAGUCCACUUCAGGCAGAUCUGGGCGACGGACCACACGAUCGCGCGGAAAGUCCUGCUGCACAUUGAAUUUGUGUACCAGUUCAUCCAGUUGAUCUUCACCUACCUCUCGCUCGCCAAUUUCUACCUGACCUUCUACUUCAUCGCCGGCGGCCUCGCGGAUCCCGAAGUCGAUCCCUUCGGCGGAGCGGCCAAGUACAUCUUCAUCAUCCUCCGCUAUGUCUGUGUCCUCCUUAUCUCGACCCAGUUCAUCCUCUCGCUCGGCAACCGGCCACAGGGUGCCAAGAAGAUGUACCUGGCCUCAAUGAUCAUCUACGCCGUCAUUAUGGCCUACACCUUGUUCGCUUGUAUCUACGUUGUCGUCCGCCAAUUCACUAUGAAAGACGACGCUGACGAGGACUCGAGCAUCUCGAUGGGCAACAACACCUUCACCAACCUGAUCGUGUCCACGGCAUCAACCGUGGGCCUGUACUUUUUUAUGUCUUUUCUCUAUCUGGACCCGUGGCACAUGUUCACCUCCUUCCUGCAGUACCUCAUCCUGCUCCCGUCCUACAUUUGCACCCUGCAGAUCUACGCCUUCUGCAACACGCACGACGUCACGUGGGGCACCAAGGGCGACAACGUCAUGAAGACGGACCUCGGCGGCGCCAUCGGCCAGGGCAGCACCGUCGAGCUGGAGAUGCCGUCGGAGCAGCUCGACAUCGACUCGGGCUACGACGAGGCCCUCCGCAACCUGCGCGACCGCGUCGAGGUCCCGCCCCCCGGCAUCUCGGACGAGCAGCUGCAGCAGGACUACUACAAGAGCGUCCGCACCUACGUCGUCGUUACCUGGUUGAUUGCGAAUGCUACGCUGGCUAUGGGCGCCAGCGAGGCUUAUGGGGGCAGUUCUAUCGGUGAUAACUUCUACCUGCGCUUUAUUCUGUGGUCGGUCGCGGGCUUGGCUGUGUUCCGUGCCCUGGGGAGCACGACGUUUGCCGUUAUUGGGCUGGUGAAUAUGAUUGUUGAGGGGCGGGUGCGCAUGAGCAUUGAGGUGCCCAAGUGGUUUGGGGAUUGGGGGACGAAGAUCAGUGACACGAUGAGUAGUGUUGCUAGUAGUGUGCGGCGGUAGGGUGGUUGUUAUCAGGGUAUGGGCUGAGAUAGAGGCCUUUUAGGGGGGGUUGUUUGUGGCGUUUAUUAUGUCGGUCUAGAUGAUGUGGGUUUAUACUGGGGGGAGAUGAUGAUGUCUGGAGGGUGGCUGGGAUGUCUUGGGAACGAUACCUAUGUGCGGCAGAUGACAGGAUGUCGGAGAUGGCGGGGAAAGGGAGACGAUGGGAUGACGAAAGAUGGAUGGGUCAUGUUGGUUCCGGUCGGAAUAGUUUGCUUUGUUAGCCAUGUAGGAUACCCGAU